This is a messenger RNA of Zasmidium cellare ATCC 36951, 2673 nucleotides long. RefSeq lists its product as uncharacterized. Gene Ontology annotation, cellular component: plasma membrane. Gene Ontology annotation, molecular function: calcium-activated cation channel activity. Lineage: Eukaryota; Fungi; Ascomycota; Dothideomycetes; Mycosphaerellales; Mycosphaerellaceae. The coding region runs from base 1 to 2673 and encodes 890 amino acids. The record is from RefSeq and is a predicted model, not a curated record. The transcript is spliced from 2 exons.
AUGGCCAGUCUCGUCGGCGAGCGCGCGACUCACGCGUUUCUCGUACCACGAGCAUCAGCUAGCAGCAACACAGGAAGCCAUCGAGACUCAGGCUCCUCGGUAUCAGCGCUGCUGUCGACAUUGAUCCCCGUCCUCGCCGUCUCGGCAGUCCUCUUCAUCGCCUUCCUGAUCUUCCAGAAGAAAUAUGAGCGUGUCUACGGCCCUCGAACAUACCUUUCAUCGCUUCGCAACUGGCAGAAGUCGCCCAAGCGCACAGCUGGUCUCCUAGGAUGGAAGUCGGAGUACCAGCAACUCAAGGAUGAGUUCGUCCUCGGCCACUCGUCCAUCGACAACUACCUCUGGCUGCGCUUGUUCAAGAUGCUGGCUAUCAUGUGCUUCGUGGGAGCUGUCAUCACCUGGCCUAUCCUGUUCCCUGUCAAUGCGACGGGCGGCGCGCCAGGUGUCAACGGCUUGGACAUUCUCUCAUUCAGCAAGAUCCAGCCAGGUCCACGAUACUAUGCGCAAGUUUUCGUCUCAUGGAUGUUUCUCGCUUUUGUCAUGUUCCUCAUCACGCGCGAGGCCCGCUACUGUCUGCGUCUGCGCCAGCAGUAUCUUGCCUCGCCUUACGAGAAGAGUCGCAUCUCCAACAAGACGAUCCUGUUCGUCAAUGUCCCCCAGGAGGCGCGCAAUGAGGAGUACCUGCGCAAGGAGUUCUCAGACGUCAAGCAUGUCUGGCUGGUCUCCGUGCCCGAGGAUCUGGCCAAGAAGGUCGAGGAGCGUGACAAGGCCGCGGCGAAGCUCGAGAAUGGCGAGAUCAAGUUGAUCAAGAACCACAUCAAGAGGGAGAACAAGCGCGCAAAGAAGGAGGCAAAGGGCAAGCUCGAGCCACGCAGGGUCGAGGAGGGCCGCGAACACAUUGUCAACGUCGAGCAGAAGGAUCGCCCAACACACCGUCUGCCCAAGUUGAAGUUCCUCCCAAUCGGCAAGAAGGUCGACACCCUCGACUGGUCUCGCGGCGAACUCCACCGUUUGAUCCCAGACGUCGCAAAGGAGCAAAACGAGGCCCGCACCGACAAGUCCAACGUUGGAGGCGCCUGCUUUAUCGAGUUUGAGUCCAUCUACGCCGCUCACACGGCGCUGAACCAGGCAGGUCUCAAGAACAAGGCCAAGUUAACACCCAAGGAUAUCGGAACGCCGCCGCAGAACGUCAUCUGGAAGAACGCCGUCAAGCCCUUUGCCAAGUUCCAGCUGUUCAACAUCCUUUGCUCUGCAUUUGUGUGGUUCCUCUGCAUCUUCUGGACGAUUCCAGUUGCGGUCAUUGGUGCCAUUUCGAACAUCAACUACCUCACGGACAAGGUGCCUUUCCUCAGCUUCAUCAACCACAUCCCGAAGGUCAUUUUGGGUGUUGUGACUGGACUGUUGCCGGUCAUCCUGCUCUCCAUCUUGAUGACUCUGGUUCCGAUCGUCUGCAAUAUCCUCGCGAAACUCUACCAGCCGACUCAAGCCAGUGUACAGAUGAAGGUUCAGGGCUGGUACUUCCCCUUCCAGGUCAUUCAGGUCUUUUUGGUUACCACCUUCGCAUCAGGAGCAUCGUCUGUGGUGACUUCCAUCAUCAACCAGCCGUCUCAGGCGCCGACUCUCCUGGCAACGAACUUGCCCAAGGCUUCCAACUUCUACAUCUCGUACUUCAUCCUGAUCGGGGUCAACACGGCGGUGAUGCAACUGCUGCAAGUCGUGCCUCUGCUAUUCGUGUUGUUCCUAGGCAAACUUCUCGAUACAACGCCCAGGAAGAUGUUCAACCGAUACGUCAACCUUGCAGGGCUCGGAUGGGGCUCACUCUAUCCUGUGUACACGAAUCUGGGAGUCAUCGCUCUGUCCUACUCUACCAUCUCGCCUUUGAUCCUUGGCUUCGCCGCGAUUGGCUUCACCCUCCUGUACGCCGCCUUCCGCUACAACGCUCUCUUCACUCUCGGCACCACGGUAUCUACGAACGGCAGGUCUUAUGCGCGGGCAUUGCAGCAGCUCACCACUGGUAUCUACCUUUCAGAAGUCUGCCUGAUUGGACUGUUUGCCAUUGGUGUGGGUCAGACCAACCAAGCCAUUGGACCACUCGUUCUGCAAGUCAUUUGGCUGGUUGCCACAAUCGUUUGGCACGUGUGGUUGAACAGGUCGCUCAAGAAGAUGGAGCAGACCCUGCCAGAGGACGAGGUCGUCGAGAGGAUUGCGCAACAAAACCAGGACGUCGAGAAGGCUCCCAAUGGCGAGUCCACCAAGGCGGUAGACUCGCUGGAUGGUCGAAACGACUCCAUCGUCAAGCACCCUUCGACCGACAACCCUAACAAUGAGCGCGGGUUCAUUGGUCGUGUCAAGGGAUACUUCUUCCCUUCGACGUCGGCUUCCACUGCCAUCUGGUCCAUUGCGCCACAUCUCACCUCGCCUGUUCGCGAGUACACCCCUAAAGAACGCGAGGAAGCAUACAUGCACCCUGCGAUCAUCUCAGAUCCCCCAUUCGUUUGGAUCGCGAGGGACAAGUACGGUCUUUCAAAGCAGGAGAUUGAGGCUUCCACGAAGGAGGUCGGCGAGGGUUUGGAGAUUACUGAUGAAGGCGCGACGUUUAAUGAGAAAGGCAAGGUGGAGUGGAACCAGGAAGACGUCAAGUCGGCACCUCUGUGGGAGGAUGAGGUCGUAUACUAA